Cladophialophora immunda is the source of this 906-nucleotide messenger RNA. RefSeq lists its product as uncharacterized. Bases 1 to 906 code for a protein of 301 amino acids. The transcript has 2 exons. The record is from RefSeq and is a predicted model, not a curated record. Lineage: Eukaryota; Fungi; Ascomycota; Eurotiomycetes; Chaetothyriales; Herpotrichiellaceae.
AUGCAACUGCACGAAUUCGAGGUCCGGCCUUUACAGCCUGCCGACUUCGAUGUGGUCAACGAAAGUUCGGAACUCUUCAUUGAAUUCACGAAGCUGGGGCUCAUCCUGGCCCGCAUACUGGAUGUGUAUGCUCGAAGGCUCGAAGUCCCCUUUCAAAAGGAGCAGGCAAGCACGAUCCUCGUCUCUCUGAAACAGUGGAUCAACGACCUCCCAGAGAGGUCACGUUUAUAUCCCCUCUCCGGGCGGCGUAUCUAUCGACGAGACGUUUACGAGAUACACGUCUGUUACUUUACUACCCUCAUCACAUUCUUCCAUUUAUGCGGGCAAGUGUUUGACCCGACUUCGUCAGGCCUGAUCUCGCUGGUCGCGUCGUCGUGCAUGGCACAGCUCUACGAAGAAAUGCGCUUUCGGGACGAUGUCAAUUUCCUGAUGUCUCCAAACAAUUGGUACCUGAUGGUGGCUUGCGUGCCACAGAUCCACUAUGCAGAAGGAGAGUAUGACCAGGACGGGGUGUGCGCGCGAGAGCUGAACAUCCUGAUUCGGAUUCUACAAGAAAUGUGUCUGAAAUGGCCGGGGGCCAAGAACAUUCUGGACACGGUUCUUCGAUUGAGCGCGUCGGGCGAGGGCUCGACUCUAAUGACUCAGCUCCUUGCUCGCCGGCCCGCCGUUGAUCAAGAUCAGGCUGGAAGGACACCUGGAGCGACUGUUGGAGACGCCCACGGCCUGUUUCCAUUUCCCCCAUCCAUGUGCCCCAGGAUGAACCUGCUGGACCGGGCAGCCAAUCGACCGGAGGCAACGCCAGCACAUUGGACAUCGCUCACGGACCAAGACUUGUUUUCCAUCUUUGACCUGUUCAACUCGAACCCCGGAAAUAACGUACUAAUCGACUCGUUUCAAUCUACCUAG